This is a messenger RNA of Clunio marinus, 2464 nucleotides long. Lineage: Eukaryota; Metazoa; Arthropoda; Insecta; Diptera; Chironomidae. The record is from the annotation of a GenBank genome assembly.
CAAAAUAAAACAAAGUUUUUUUUCAUAAUUGCUUCAAAAGAAAAAUUUCCCUUCUCACUCCCCAUACCCUUAAAAAUAACCCUUGAAACUCAAACUGAUAAAAAGAAAAAAAUACUAUUUUCUCUAAUAAUUUUAAAUUUAAUCAAGUUUCAGCUAAAGCUUUUCAAGUUUAGUCUUAAAUAAUGAAAGUACACUUUCGGGAACAGUAUGGCUCUAAGGGUGAAGAGUUUCUUUAUGUCACGCCGGUAGAUGCCGAAAAUUUCCCUGAGAAUCAUCAAAUUGUAAGAGUAACAAUUAAUGGUAAAAAACCAGCUAUAAGCAGUAAAGGAUUCUUCUUGAUUAGAAUACUUCAAAAAGCUCUCCUUCCCCAUGGUUACCCUGACUCUGUCUCUGAGGACUAUUUCGACUAUCAGAAGUGGGACACAUUACAAGCUUUCGCAAGCACAAUAACAGGUUGCUUAGCCACACACUCGGUGCUCAAAGGUCUUGGAGUUGGUGACGAAACAUCGACUGCACUUUCAGCUACAAUUACUUGGAUUCUUAAAGAUGGCGCAGGACAUCUGGGGAGAAUUUUAUUUGCUUAUUGGAAAGGGAACGAUCUUGACAGAGAUUCCAAAAAAUGGAGGCUACGAGCUGAUGUUUUAAAUGACGUGGCUAUGACAAUUGAACUUUUCUUACUGCCCUAUUAUUCAAAACAUUCUGUUUACAUUUUAUGUUUAACAACAAUGAUGAGAUCAUUGGUUGGUGUUGCUGGUGGUGCAACAAGAUCGGCUAUGACACUUCAUCAUGCAAUCCGAAAUAACAUGGCUGAUGUUGCAGCCAAAGAUUCAGCUCAGGAGACUUGUGUCAAUCUUAUUGGAUCAUUUGUAGGAUUAUUUUUGCUCACAGGCAUUUCAAGUCCAUUGUGGCUUGCAGCAAUAUUUUUCCUCAUGACAUGCAUUCAUAUCUAUGCUAACACAAGAGCUGUGAAGUCAGUCUGCUUAAAAACAUUUAACGAAGCUCGAUACUUAAUUGCUCUCGAGGAAUAUUUUCGUAACGGAUCGGUGCUUCCUCCGAAAGUUGUAAAUCAAUUGGAACGAGUUACGAUUGGACAAACAGUAUCGUUGGCAGUUCAAGUGAAGUUGGGAUGUUCAGUGAAAGAUUUUACAGAGCAGAUUCGAAAUCGUUAUGAAAUUGAAGAUCUUAUCGCAUGUUUUGAAACGAGAGACAAAUUUUUAAUCGCUGAAACAAAAGGCUACGUUGGAGUUUAUCUUCAUUACGAUAUCAAGCCUCAUGAAAUAUUAAGAGCUUAUUUCUUUGUUGCUUCAUAUCUUCAAGAUCGGUCACAAAUACGCGAUAAUUAUUGGGAAGUUCAGGCAAAAUGGAGUGAAUUUCUGAAUCUCGCACAACUCGCUGGUUACAAUGUCCAUUCGCAUUUGUUGAAUGUUGAUGAAUAUCGAUGUGAUUGGAGAUUCAUAUAGAGAUGAUCUAGAGCUUCAUCAUCGGUUCGUACUCAAUCUUCGAUUCCAACGAAACGAUGUUCAUCAGCUAAUUCCGAUCAUCCAAGAUAUACGAUACGAUGAUAUCACAAUUCAACACUUUUAAAAGAUUCCCAGAUAAAAAGCAAGUUCUCCAUAAAUCGUAAGUAAACCUUAAUACCGAAUGGAAUACUUCAAACAUCCGACUGUUUAUAAUAAUAACAAAGUAUAUUUUAUCGUAUUCUUGUCAAUCAUGAUUCAAAUAUUUCAAUGAAAAACACUUUAAUAACUCUAGUAGGUCAUAUGAUAAAUAUGAAUAAAUUCUUCCGAACCUCAAUGCACUGAUUUUUUCAAAUGUAUCUUCAUAACGUGGAAAGCUAUUUUUGCACAAUUUUUUUCGUCACAAAAUAAUUAAGAACAAAUAUAAACAAUGCAUAUGCUAGUCAGUGCUUUCAAUUUAAAGAGUUAUGAAAUGAAUGAUAUUAGAAGAAAUGCUAUAGCUCGCAUAGUUUCGACAGUUUCUUUGCCUUUGAUAAUUAAAACAUAAAAGAAAAUUCGAGUUUUAAAAGUAAUUAAGAAUAUUUGCAAUGAUUACGUAGCUAAGCACGUUCAACUAAAGCUCACUGAAUUUAUUGAAAACCAUUCCAUUCCAAACGAAACACAUAAAAUAUUCUGAAAAAUGAAAGCUUGCGGCUUUUUUGACAUUUUAAUUAUUAUAAAAUUUAGAUGCCUUUGGCAGUCGCAAAAUUUAACGGAUCUUUAACACGUCCAAAUUGAAAAAUAAUGUUUUGUCACAAUUAAAGCUUAGAUUGAAAAAAUAUUAAUUAAAUCACGUCUGUGAUAAUUGUUCUAACUUUGAUUAAAACUUACAUUCAUUGUUCUAGCUGAAAAAUAUAAAGCAAAAAUGUUCAGCAUGUAAAUUUUGCAUUUAAAUCUUAAUUUUAAGUUUACAAAAGAACUAAUCAUGGAUUAAGUAGCGUGUGGUUUUUACUCACGUUUGUCGAUAG